ACCGUUUGACAGCUCGUUUUUCCAAUCAGCAUAUUACAUCCAAUAGAGGCGAUGAAAGACACUUAAACAUGCUGUAGACCGGUCUAUCACCUCUUAUUAAUAGAGUUACGUGGGAGCACCUGAUCCAUUUGUAAGUUCUGAGUCUUCUGACAUAUCGAGCACUGUGGUUGACUCAAUGCGAUCACGGACUCGAGUCUCGACACGGUUCUAUGCGUUCAUCCAUCAUCCGCAAGCGCCGAGUUCAUGACUCUACGUAUCGUCCGAUCCCCAACUUGUGUCCUUAUGAAAUAGCAUUGUAAGCCAAUUGAAGUCAGCAUCAUCCGUUAUCAGCGCUUCGACCUCGUAUGCUGGCCUCGAUAUUUGCGACCAUGUAACUAUAAAUACAGGGUCAGUCUUGCUGUCUUCAUCCAGCUAAUCCACCAACCAUGUACGUCCCUCCGUUCGAUACCACCUCCUACUCCACCACCACCCAAUCACCCAAUCCAUCCUGGACCUAUGGCCAGAGAGUCGACGCCACUCCUGCUGGAAAAGACUGGCUUGCAGGCGAAUCUGCAGGCUGGAAAGUCUACAGCACAGCAGAAAUGGACAAGACCAAUCUCAACAAGCUCUUGAAUUCAGGCGUUGUACCACGCCCCAUGUCACUCGUAUCCACGAUCAGCGAGGAUGGCGUAGAGAACCUGGCACCUUUCAGUUGGUUCAACACAGUCACCAACUACCCACCUGUCAUCUCAUUCGCGAUCAACCACAAUGCUACGGGCAGCCUAAAAGACACGACCGCGAACCUGAAGAAUGGCCAAGGAUUCGCCGUGAACAUCAUCAGCGAGGCAUUCGUUGAGAAUGCAAAUUCGACUGCCGUAGACGCUCCUCCCGAGUUCGACGAGUGGGCUCUCAGCGGUCUGACAAAGGAGAAAUGCGUGCAGAUAAGAGCCUCGCGCGUCAAGGAGAGCGCUUUUAGCAUGGAAUGCGAGCUCUACCAAUCGAUAGACAUCACGCAUCCAGUCACAGGCGAGCACAACAGCACGCUCAUCCUCGCGCACGUCAAGUACUUCCACGUGCGCAAAGACCUGCUCACAGGCAGAGGUGCGGUCGAUCUCACAAAAUUCAAACCUGUCGGGCGUGUGGGCGAUAUCUCAUAUGCCCGGGUCGGAGAUACAUACAGGAUCCCUGUGCCUUCAUGGGCGCAGGAGAGGGCGAAGAUACAGGCAGCAUUGAAGACCCUCGCAUCACCAUAAAAUAGAACGAGGGUGGCUUACCAUUCUGGGGAACACAUACCAUAGAUCAUAUAGAUAUCAGCAUCCAGGUGGGGUAGAGUCCGUCGCUAUUUCUUAUCCCUAAGAUAGACCUGUAUAAUUGACUAGCAAGCCGUACUUUUUACAUUAUAAUGAUCAUG
Messenger RNA from Suillus plorans, 1390 nucleotides. RefSeq lists its product as uncharacterized. Lineage: Eukaryota; Fungi; Basidiomycota; Agaricomycetes; Boletales; Suillaceae. Bases 426 to 1232 code for a protein of 268 amino acids. The record is from RefSeq and is a predicted model, not a curated record. Gene Ontology annotation, molecular function: FMN binding. The transcript has 7 exons.